Diplodia corticola is the source of this 1791-nucleotide messenger RNA. Its product is annotated as tannase. The transcript is spliced from 3 exons. The coding region runs from base 1 to 1791 and encodes 596 amino acids. Lineage: Eukaryota; Fungi; Ascomycota; Dothideomycetes; Botryosphaeriales; Botryosphaeriaceae. The record is from RefSeq and is a predicted model, not a curated record.
AUGCGUCAAUCCUCCCGCAAGGCUGUGGCUGCCCUUGCAGCGGCCACUACUGCAAGUGCUGCUUCGCUUGCGGACCUCUGCACCGUCGCCAACGUCCAAUCGGCACUGCCCGCCAAUGGAACGCUGCUCGGCAUCGAGCUCCUCCCGUCCAGUGUCACGGCGAGCGCCGUCUACAACGCCACCACCGGCGGUGGCAUGGGGUCCACCACCACCACCAGUUCUGCCACCUACUCUUACUGCAACGUCACCGUCGCCUACACCCGUCCGGGCAAGGAGACUACCGACAACGUUGUCGUCUGGUACGGCUUCCCCAGCCCCAGCGACUUCAAGAACCGUUUCUACGUCGGAGGCGGUGGUGGCUACACCAUCAGCACCAGCGCCACCGGCGGUCUGCCUUACGGCGCCGUGACCGGCACCACCGACGCCGGCUACGAUGGCUUCAGCACCAGCUACGACGAGGUCGUCCUUUACGGCAACGGCUCCAUCAACUGGGAUGCCACCUACAUGUUUGCCUACCAGGCGCUCGGCGAGACGACGCUGAUCGGCAAGGAGAUCACCAAGGGCUUCUACUCCACCAGCGACAAGAUCUACGCUUACUUUGAGGGCUGCUCUGACGGCGGCCGUGAGGCCAUGAGCCAGGUCCAGCGCUGGGGUGAGCAGUACGACGGUGUCGUCGCCGGUGCGCCUGCUUUCCGCUACGCUCAGCAGCAAGUGAACCACGUCUUCUCCGCCACUGUUUUGAAGACUCUGGGCUACAACCCGCCUCCCUGCGAGCUCGAGAAGAUUGUCAACCUGACCAUCGCCGCCUGCGACCCGCUUGACGGCCGCACUGAUGGUGUCGUUUCCCGCACCGACCUGUGCAAGCUGAACUUCAACCUCAACACCACCAUCGGCGAGCCCUACUACUGCGCGGCCGAGAACAGCACCUCUCUCGGCUUCGGCUUCAGCGGCGCCAAGGCCAAGCGCCAGCAGACCACGGGCUCGACGUCGAGCUCCACGCCGGCGCAGAACGGCACCGUGUCGGCCGAGGCUGUCGAGGUUGCCCAGGCCAUCUACGACGGUCUCAUCGGCUCUGACGGCAAGCGCGGCUACCUGUCCUACCAGACUGCCUGCUCGUUCGACGAUGCCUCGACCGAGUACGACUCCAGCACGGGCGAAUGGGAGCUCUCCAUCCCGUCCACCGGCGGCGAGUUCGUGACCAAGUACGUCCAGCUGCUUGACCUCGACAAUCUGUCCAGCCUGGACAACGUCACCUAUGACACGCUUAUCGAGUGGAUGAACACGGCCAUGUUCCGCUACAUGGACAGCCUGCAGACCACCGUGCCCGACUUGACGCCCUUCCAGGAGUCUGGCGGCAAGCUCCUCCACUUCCACGGCGAGUCUGACCCCUCGAUCCCGGCCGGCUCCUCGGUGCACUACUUCGACAGCGUGCGCACGACCAUGUACCCCAACAAGUCGUACAACGAGUCGGUGGAGGCGCUCGGCGACUGGUACAAGUUCUUCCUGGUGCCGGGCGCGGCUCACUGCGGGGCCAACAGCCUGCAGCCCGGGCCGUACCCGCAAAGCAACAUGGACAUCAUGAUCGACUGGGUCGAGAACGGCGUCGCUCCCAGCCGGCUCAACGCGACCGUCAGCUCGGGCGACUACGAGGGCGAGACGCAGAUGCUGUGCAACUGGCCCCUGCGCCCCAAGUGGAGCGGCAACUCGACCGACUUCGAGUGCGUGUAUGACCAACCUGGCAUUGACAGCUGGACCUACACUUUUGAUGCGUUCAAGGUGCCCGUUUACUAA